Molecule: messenger RNA, 2439 nt
Organism: Pelobates fuscus (common spadefoot toad)
Lineage: Eukaryota; Metazoa; Chordata; Amphibia; Anura; Pelobatidae
Gene: PDP2
Product: pyruvate dehydrogenase phosphatase catalytic subunit 2
Exons: 2
Coding region: 128-1726 (532 amino acids)
Biological process (GO): protein dephosphorylation
Cellular component (GO): mitochondrion
Molecular function (GO): cation binding; [pyruvate dehydrogenase (acetyl-transferring)]-phosphatase activity
Source: RefSeq, a predicted model, not a curated record
ACAAGUAGUGUGUCUGGAGAAGACUGAUAUCUAUACAGAGGACUGGGAGCUCCAUAUUGUCUGCCUGCUGGAUCUGAAAUACCGUUUGCUGUUUGGAGGGUGAUCGUAAUUCGAAGGUGCCUGGCUUAUGAUGUCAAGAACUGCCUCUGGCUUCAUCCUGAGCUCUGUCAAAAACAGCUUUACGUUGGUCCAGAGCGAAAGACGCUGGUAUUCAAAAUGUGUCCUUACCAGGAACUCAAUAAGAUUUCCAAAAUAUCCGGGUAAAAGCCUCACUCGAAGCAGUUUGUGUUACCCAAUUUAUCAGAUAUCCAAAUCAUUCAGUCACACAUCAGCUGAAGAAGAUGUCAACUUCCAGGUACAGCCAAACCAGAUUAAUUACAUCCUCCGAGCCAACGAGUUGUCCCACAAGGUCCCAGAUUUCGAUGGAAAGAACCGAAGUACCAUCUUAAAAUUUGACAGCAACCUGUUGGCGUCUAACGCACCAUGUGAGGACCGAAGAAGCGCAGCGACGUGCCUACAGACCAAAGGUCAAAUGUUUGGGGUGUUUGAUGGACACGCGGGUUCAGCCUGUGCUCAGUCCAUAAGCGAACGCUUGUUUUAUUACAUAGCAGUCUCUCUGAUGUCACAAGAAACUUUAGAGGAGAUCGAAUUUGCCAGAGAACACAUGAAACCCGUCUUGCCAAUCCUAGAAUGGCACAAGCAUAAAAAUGAUUAUGUGUACAAGGAAGUAGCCUCGCUUUAUGUGGAUCAUCUACGGGUUUACUGGCAAGAAUUGCUCCAGCACGAUAACGAAUCUGGCAUGAAGGUUGCCGAUGCAAUGUCUUAUGCUUUUCAGAGACUGGAUACCGAUAUUUCAUUGGCAGCCCAGGUGCCAACUGAGGACGAGCUGGUCAGGAACCUCAUGUUACAGAUUGCAUUUUCAGGCUCAACGGCUUGCAUAUCGCACAUCGACGGGAUUAACUUGACCAUUGCCAACACUGGGGAUAGUCGUGCAAUCAUGGGUGUUCAAGAUGAAAAUGGGAACUGGUCUACUCUUCCUCUAACUGCCGAGCACAAUGCGUUUAAUAAUGCAGAGCUACAGAGAGUAAAAUCUGAACACCCUCCAUCUGAAGGCGAGACGGUCGUAACAGAGGACAGACUGCUGGGGAUUCUCAUGCCCCUUCGAGCAUUCGGAGACGUCCGAUUUAAAUGGAGUCGGGAUUUACAGAAAAGUGUUUUGGAUAAUGCCUGUGGCUCUGAACCUUUAAACAUCUAUCAGUAUUCCCCGUCAAAUUAUCAUACCCCUCCCUAUUUAACUGCUGCACCUGAGGUUACUUCUCAUAAGCUGAGACCUCAGGAUAAAUUCCUUAUCAUGGCCACUGAUGGACUCUGGGACAUGUUGGAGGACCAGGAAGUGGUGAAGCUUGUCACUGAACACCUCUCAGAAGUCAGUUUGCAGGAACCGCACGUUUCUGUAGAGAAACGCAGUCUAGGAUACAUGCACAAUCUUCUCCUAAAGCGUCGCGCUAGAGGUUUUCACAUGCAGGACCAGAAUGUCGCCACGCAUCUGAUUAGGCACGCCAUUGGCAGUAACGAGCAUGGCGAACUUGAACAGGAGAAACUGGUGGCUAUGCUAACCUUGCCGGAGGAUUUAUCCAGAAUGUACAGAGAUGACAUUACAGUAACCGUCAUCUUUUUUAACUCUAGCGCUAUCGAAGCACACUAUAAGGAGAAUGAAAAUAGAUAGGCCUUCCUCGGAUUGCUAGAUUGUAGGCUCUUGCAACAAGAGCCUAUAGUUCCUUCUGUUAACGUUGUAAUGUCUUGUGGACUUAUUUAAGUUACCAGUUUUUGUAGAAAUAUUCUUUCAUUUGUUGUCUACACAACAUUGUAUCUACCCGAGGCCUUCUUAAAACUCCAUUGUUCUAAUCUCUACCACCUAUGCUUUAAAAAACAGCACUGUCACUGUCUGGGGACUUUGCAGAAUUUGCGAAGACCCCCAAUGGUGACAUCGGCGCUGGUGAUCCAGUGAAUGGGGGGGGGGAGGUAAAGGUUAUAUUUACUUACCUGAACCUGUUCCCCGCGGGCACUUGCAUUUUGCUCCGGCUAGUCUCUUCAACUGAAGCACCAGAAGCCAAUAUGACUGCUGUACUUUCGCGCAAGCGCGAUUGUACAGCAUUGAAGAUCCAAUCGCCUGCUGUCGGGAUUGAUACUAACUCGGUGGUCCCCAACCCAGUCUUCAUGGACCACCAACAGUCCACGUUUUGUCAGUAUCUCCAUUGGAAUAAAACAGGGAAAUACAUUAAUCUUAGACUGUUGGUGGUCCAUGAGGACUGGGUUGGGGACCACUGCGCGACUCUGCCCGGAGUCUAGGAAAGUCACGCAGAGGAGAUAUACAAAGACAAAGUAGUCCCUGUAUAUCUCUUGACUGGGUUGGAAUUUCCAACACAGUGAUAACGAGUA